AGAAAUUAUUCGGUAUGACAAAUCAGAAUCGCAAUAAUUGUGAAGCGGUAAACGUCUCGCAAGGCGGGAGAGAAAUCAGCAAACUAUAUAGAAAACAUCUGUUUGUUGCCAACGGAGGCGCAGCGACCAAACCAUACGAAUCCCACUCAACAGAGACUCAUCAUAUAGCUAAAUAUGGCUACUGCUCACCUACCCAUACAGAAGUACAAAUACUAUGAGCACAACGGCGAGCCGGGCUGCCAGGGGCUGGACGAGGUGAAUCGCAUGUUCCGCAAUUUCUGGGAUCCCACCGCCUACUGGAUGUGCGAUAAGCAGGGCAAGCCUGCUCGCUUUCUACGCUGCCCCAAAUCGCAGCUGUACUCCGAGGAACUGGGACGCUGUGUGCACUAUACAGAAUGGAGCUGGACGGAUCCCAAGGAGCCACCAAGCCGUCCGACGAGCUAAGCCAAGGGCAUACAGUUGAUCCGCCAGCUCGCACACUCUCAUUAUUUAUACAUAUAUUUAUA
Molecule: messenger RNA, 506 nt
Organism: Drosophila hydei
Lineage: Eukaryota; Metazoa; Arthropoda; Insecta; Diptera; Drosophilidae
Exons: 2
Coding region: 175-444 (89 amino acids)
Molecular function (GO): chitin binding
Source: RefSeq, a predicted model, not a curated record